Pseudovirgaria hyperparasitica is the source of this 1168-nucleotide messenger RNA. RefSeq names its product phosphoglycerate mutase-like protein. NCBI's taxonomy places the organism in Eukaryota, Fungi, Ascomycota, Dothideomycetes, Acrospermales, Acrospermaceae. The coding region runs from base 209 to 1111 and encodes 300 amino acids. The transcript has 2 exons. The record is from RefSeq and is a predicted model, not a curated record.
GUGCCUGUGAACUGCCAUAACAUAUCUGCAUGUCGACUCGUAUUCGUUACUAGCUUGUCCCUAUAAACAGCCUCGGUUCGGUGUAUAUGAACCCCUCGUACAUGGUACCUCAUCGACGUCUGCACCCAAGAGCUUCAAAUGCAAAAUCGUUCCGCUCGCCCUCAACACCAUCAUCCAGCCCUUUGACUUCAUUCGCGCUCACGGUACUAUGUUAGAAAAGAUCUAUGUCGUUCGACAUGGAUAUCGCUCCAACUGGGUCGUCAACUCGACUACUGGCGAAUACACCUCCAGUGUACGCACACCCACGGGCAUUGCCGCCGACCCACCUCUCGCCGGCUACGGCGAGAUCCAAGCCCGCGAGCUUGCCACGCACCUCACCAGCAUCCAACCUCCCGUCGACGUGAUAUUCUCCUCGCCAUACUACCGGUGUCUCCAGACGCUCUCGCCCACAGUCACAUCUCUUCGCAAAUCAAGGCAACAAGACGUUCGCGUGCGCAUCGAGCAUGGUCUCGCAGAAUUCUUCGGCCGCGCCCACUUCACCCAUCCACGACCCGCGGCACUCGACGUCUUGAGCACACACUUCGACUUCAUCGACCAUGGGCACACGAAGUUCAUUGAGAGUAGUGUGUAUGGCGAGAGCAUAGAGGCGCUGCAUGCGCGGCUGGCGUAUACCUUGCAUAGGCUGAUUGAGAUGCUCGAUGCUGAGCAAGGUGCGCCGCGCACGCUGCUGAUUUGUAGCCAUGCCGCGAGUAUGAUUGCGAUGGGGCGGGUGCUGACGGGGCGUAUGCCGGAGGAUCCGAAUGAGGAGGACUUUCGGGUGGGAACUUGUAGCUUGAGUGUUUAUGAGCGACGGGCAGGGCAGGGACAGGAAGGGGUCGAAACGUGGGAUGAGAGUCGACCGGAGGCUGUGCCGGAGUUGGACUGGCAGAGAGGUAAAGGAGUCGGUGGAGGGUGGAAUUGUGUUGCAAAUGGAGAUUGUAGUUUCUUACAAGGGGGCGAGGAGAAGACAUGGAGGUUUUCAGGGGACGAGAGUUUUCUGAAGGAUCCUAAUGCGUAUAACGAGAAGAUGAACCAGGAAAAAGAAAAGGCAACGGGAGCUUCAAGACUAUAGAGGCAUGCUUUAAAGAUAGAACACUCAGGCAAUGAUACCCAGUAUACAUUUCACGAU